This is a messenger RNA of Laccaria bicolor S238N-H82, 696 nucleotides long. RefSeq lists its product as uncharacterized. The transcript has 2 exons. The annotation marks the transcript as partial. NCBI's taxonomy places the organism in Eukaryota, Fungi, Basidiomycota, Agaricomycetes, Agaricales, Hydnangiaceae. The record is from RefSeq and is a predicted model, not a curated record.
AUGAAUCGCUACAACGCGUAUGUACCAAGCCGGCAACUUUCUCGCCAAGAGCUAUACUCUUAUGGGUUCAGGGAAGGUGAUUCGUGGGGAGAAGAUAGGCGAUCCCUUCAAAGAGCAUUUAAUGAAGAGGAUCGACGUCAAUGGGAGCGAGAACAGAGAGCGAGGGGAGGCGGAACAGACACGCGCUACGGCUACGCGCCUUCUUACAGUCAUACGUCGGGCUAUGGGAACAGCUAUAACCACCCAUCGCAGAGGAGCCAAUCAGCCUACUAUCCUGGCUACUACCCUUCCAGCUCUUCAUCGGAUUCGCGAUAUCACUCAUACGAUCCCGCCCUUUCGAGAUCACGUUACGAGAAUUACCGAAACACUCAAUAUCAAGGAUCCAGUGCAGGCAGCCAAUAUGGUGGAUAUCGCGGUAGCACACCAGAGGAGGAUUAUUCGUACGCAAGGAGCUCUGGAUUUGCAAGUUCGGAUGGAUUUUCUAACGGGCCGGAUGUUGGUCGAUAUCGAGAGGACUGUGACGAGGAUAGUGAGAGCUCUGAUGAGUAUCCCAGCGAGGACAGUCGCGAAGAAGAAUCUGAUAGCCCUCUUUCGGACAGUGGAGAAGAUUCGGGUGGUGAUUAUGAUUAUGACUCUGCAUAGGGUGUGCUUAGUCAGUACAACUAGCCCACAAGUCUCUUUGUCAACUCUUUGUUC